Molecule: messenger RNA, 4917 nt
Organism: Symbiodinium sp. CCMP2592
Lineage: Eukaryota; Dinophyceae; Suessiales; Symbiodiniaceae
Source: the annotation of a GenBank genome assembly
AUGUCGUUUGGAGAGAGUGCGGCUGUCUUCAAGGCGCGAGCCAAGGACAUUGGAGUUUCAGAUGAGAGCUUCGCGAAGCUUGAGGCGGAGGGACUGACAACGAUGGCAACUUUCGCCUUCUGUUGUCAUUUCAACCCGUCUGCGACAGACGAGAAGCCUCUCACCGACCUGGUGACCAAGGUUCUCGGUGCUGCGCCUUCCCUUAAGGAGAUGAGUUGCUUUCGGCGUCUGUUCGCCGAGGCAUACGCAACUGUUGCAUCCGACAUACGAGCUCAAGUGGAAGCAACGGAGGAUUCAUCGAUCAAGAAAUUAGCUCCGGCCGACAGGGCCGAGCGUUUGCGGGAGCAACAGGCCAGGCUCAAAGGUCUUGACUUGAGGGGCAACAUGGAGCCAGGCGAUUCCUUGAUAGAUCGGGCUGUGGCGAUCUACGAAUCUGACAGACUCCAAUAUGUGGAGUGGCAGCAUUCUGUCAGCAGGCAGCAUGAGCUUCUUACCGGGCUCAAGAAGGAUGCAUCGCUUACUUUGGAUUCUGCAGGCGGCCUGAAAAUUGCCAGCAAGCCCAAUGUAACUCCUUGCGACGUGUCGAAUGACAUGAUGGUUCGCUACGCCUUAGUGCGAAGGGGCCUAGCCUUUGAACAGGCGAACAUCAUGGCAUACCAUUUGCACGAUGAGUUGCUUGAAAAGUACAUGUCGUUCAGGCUUACCGACCCUCCUCCGAAUCAUGCACGGGUGAGCUUGAAACAGAUUGAGCAAGCUGAUCGACAAUUUACCUUGUUGCUCGCGGAACACACUCGCAGCGGCAUCAAGGUGAAGGCGGGAGGAUCGCGGCCAUGCGAUGAUGCAUUCCGCAAAGUGUUCGAGAGCACUGACUUCCUCUCGAUGCUAACCCCGAGGCCUCUUGCAGCGGGAUCAGGAGCUAGCCGUGACGCUUCCUCAGGUGAUGAGCCCCCGAUCAAGCGCCAUAAGGGCAAUGGCAAGGGCGUGGGUCGUGGGCGCGGGGGUAAGGGCGCCGGCAAAGGAUCCACCAAUGCCAGGGUCCCGGCAGAGCUCCUCGCACUCGGGAUGCCACAGAGGGCACCCAGCCAAGGAAUGCCCUGCGAAAAAGGCGCCUUCGUCGUGACUAAUGAGUCCGACGAGCGCGCGCGCCCCACCAUCGCCAUUGGCGCACGGUGGGCGGCUAAAUUAGACGAUGCAUAUGCCUUUUGCGAAUCUUUGGCAAGCCACUUUUUGCAAUCUUCCGACUUCAGUGCAACUAACAUAGCGUCCAUUUUGGACGCAUUUCCUUCGGAGGACCACACUCGAACUUGGCUGGAAGCCGAUGGAGACUCCAAAGCCAUUACGGUAGGUGCGUGCAACCGAGGCGGGGUCACAGCAGUUCGCAGUAACACCCGCCGCAUGCCGGCGGUGGCAAAGUAUCUUGCAGCUUGUGUCAAGUUGGUUGCACCGAAAUGCGAGUUCACAUCCGUGUCUGUGCACCGGAACCUACAAGCCCCAAUGCAUCAGGACUCCUUCAACAGCAGUGUGCCUAACGUCAUUGUCCCACUAUCCUCCUUUGCUGGAGGACACAUCUUCGUCGUGCAUCCUGAGGGCCCAGACCAUACAACCUACGAAGAUGUUCCGUGGACAGGUUUCAAACUCGAUUGUGCUUCUCAUGCUUGGGCUUUUGAUGCUAAGCACUGCAAACACUUUACUUUGCCGUGGAAAGGCUCCAGAUCCCUUCUCGUUGCCUUUACCGUGGGUCACCUCUCGGGUUUAGCUCCCGGUGACAGGGUCCCCUGCCAGGAUGUACAACAGGGCCCCACCAUGAAGCCGUACCCUUUGCAAGGUUACGAUUUGCGGUGUCCACAAGUGUCCACCGACUCGGCGCCGCUGGCUCAGCCGAGUCCGGCCUUCCCUUCUGCUGAGUUGCCCGCCGACGGGCCUUUGGUGAUCGAGCUCUGUGCCGGGUCCGCCAUUCUCAGUCAGACGGCCGCAUGCCGCGGCUUUGCAAUCAUGCCAGUGGAUCAUGCGCACAAUCGCCACGCUCCCAAGUGCAAAAUCGUGAAUCUCGACUUGACAAAAAGCCACUCCUGGGAGGUCCUCAAAUUUGUAAUCAAGUCCCGGCGGGUGGUGAUGGUGUUUGCUGCUCCGCCUUGCGGCACCUGCAGUGCUGCUCGCAACUACCGCCCGGGACCCCCAGUGCUCCGCACUACCUCACAUCCGUGGGGUGUCCCGUGGGCCUCUACCAGAGACUGUGUCAAGCUUAAAGCUGCCAAUGCAAUAUACAAACACCUUUGUGCUUUUCUUGAAAUGUGCGAUCAGCACUCCGUGCCUUGGUGCGUGGAGAACCCUACCAACAGCAUGUUCUGGGAACUGCCAUGUCUCGCGUACCCUUUGGCUCAUGGUUUCUUCGCACAUUGUCAGGCAUGCGCUUUCGGCAGCGAACGCGACAAGAAGACCUCCUUUUUGUGCAGCAGCUCGUGUAUCUCUCGCAUGGCUCUCAUGUGCCCAGGCUGCAAACAACAUGCAUCAUGGGGCCAGACCUCUUCUGCCACCUUCGCCACGGCGGAGGAAGCAGCUUACCCACCGGCCAUGUGUCAGGCCUUGUGUGAUGUCUUUGAGUCUGAGGCUGCGCGCCUCAACUACACGUUGGGCUCGGCUCAUCCAGUCCUGGCCCGAGCCCACAAGCAGCCUCGCGGGCGCCUACACCCGCAACUCCUGUCGGAACAUAGUGCAAUCCUCUCCCGUCUGCUGCCCCGGGCCCCGACCCUUAAUAACAAGCGCUGCCUCAAGCAUGAUGUUCACGGCGUCCCGGCCGGCAGCAAACUCUUGCGUUCCGAGAAUAGGGGAAGUAAAGGUGUCUUCUGUGUCUUUGGAGUCUUCAGGAGCCCAGAGUCGUUCGUCAGAGAGGCUAAGCUGCUGCACCACCCGUUUGAUUCCCUGGCACAGCUACCAGACUACUUGAUCAAAUCCCUGUUUGAGCAGAUAACAAAAUCCCCUGCGGAGAUCUGCAAGCUCAGACUUCUUCGUCUUCAAAGAUGGAGAGCCAGAGCGACGGAGCUGGCGCCAGUCGAGCAUGCACACCGUGCCAAGAUGCAGCCUUCAGUGAGGGAAAUCCUCGCCAACAAGCGUACGGCUCUCCUGGAGGAGAUGGCGGCCGAAAUUGAUUGGCCGGACAAGGGUCUCUUCUCAGAAAUGCGCCAGGGCUUCCGACUCGUUGGCUGCCUGAGCCCUUCUGGUGUGUUCAGGGAAGGAGGGUACCUCGCCUCCAUCAGCGAAUCGGAGUUGAUGGAAAACGCUGAUAGCAUCAAAGAUUCUCUCUUGUCACGUGUGUCAUCUGAUCCUCUUGACGAGAACGCUGACGAGCUGUACGAUGUGACUCUUCAAGAGUCAACCCAGAAAAAGUGGCUAGAAGGGCCGAUGUCUCCCGAAGACAUUGGAAAGCGACUUGGGGCAUGGAUCCCAGUGCGCCGCUUCUGUGUUGUGCAAAAAGGACGCUUGAGACCGAUCGACGACUUCAAGGAGAAUCUUGUAAACCAAGCCUGCUCUACAAGCGAACGGAUCGUGCUUCAGGCGAUGGACCAUCUUUUAUGGUCUCUUUCUGUGUUGUGCCAUUUCUACCGGAAGCGAGGAGCCGUCGAUUUCACUUUGUCCUCUGGAGAGAGGUUGACGGGGCACGUCCACCCUGACUGGCAGAAAUCGGGGGCGAGCAUGCAAGUCGCCACCUUGGACUUGAAAUCCGCAUACAAACAGCUACCUUUGAGUCCCUGCGAUUUCGACAAAAGCGUGGUGACCUUGAAGGAUCCGAAAACGGGAUCCAUCUCUUGCUUUGUCAUGCGCACGCUCCCAUUCGGAGCGCUUGCAUCAGUGUACCACUUUCUGCGCGUCAGUUUGCUGUUGCAUGCCCUCGGGUGCCACCUAGGAGCAUGCUGGUCCGCAUACUUCGACGAUUUCCCCAUGGCAACGCAUUCGCUUGUGGCCACGUCAACUUCGGCUCUAGUUAAGGGGUUCCUUAAGUUAGCGGGGUUCGACUUUGCAGAUGAGAAGUGCACGCCUUUCUCUGCCGAUGUCGAAGUCUUGGGAGUUACUCUCGAUGUAUCCCAGAGCACGGAGGGACUCAUCAAUAUCCGAAACAAGCCUUCCAGGUGCGAGGAGCUGAAUGCUGUGAUUGAGGAGGUUCUUAGGGAUAAGUCCAUUGUCCCCUGCCGGUUACCCUCCUUCAUAGGCAAACUUCAGUUCGCUGACGGUCAAAUCUGGGGCCGGGCUGGGCGCAUGGCCUUGCGCGAUCUAAGGACUUUAGGGUUCACUUCUAGGGUGCCGGUUUCCCUCGAUGCCAGCGGGAUCGAUGCGCUCAAAAUCCUCCAGCAGAGGUUGAUGCACGGAAAGCCUCGCGUCAUCCGGGCCGGAUGGAAAGAAAAGCCGAUACUGCUGUUCACAGAUGGAGCACUGGAAGAUGACAACCACGAUCACGGACCGGCCACCGUGGGGGCAGUCAUGUUUAAGCCGAAUGAAUCCAAUGUGUACGCUUUCGGAUGCGAGGUGCCGGCCAACGUACUGUCUCAUUGGAGAUCCGACGGCAAGCGUCAUGUCAUAGGUCUUGUGGAGCUUUAUGGAGCCAUUCUGGCUCUUCGGCAUUGGCGUAAACACUUGGACGGCAGACGAGUGAUUUUGUUUGUCGACAAUUGGCCAGCACUUGAUACUCUUGUCAAAGGAGAUGCCACCGUCGCAAUUUGGCGGGAAAUUCUUAUGAUCCUUGAAAACCCGCAGGAAGCAUCACCAUGUUAUUUAUGGAUAGCACGAGUACCUUCAGCGUCCAACAUCGCAGACGCCCCGAGCCGUGGAUCGCUUUCCGAGCUUAGUCACUGGCCGUUAUGCGUCGAGGUGCCCAAUUGCCCGCUGUCGAAAGUUGCUCUGAAGUCGAUUGUGUCUCAAGGCUAA